AUGGAUGCCAUGGACAACAAGGUUUCGUGUGGAAUCAAUAACGUGCCGGUGAAAAAACGAGGUAUUCACAAUUGCCAUAUCGCCGGCUGUGGAAAGGUCUAUAACAAAAGCAGUCACCUGAAAGCACAUCUGCGUUGGCAUUCAGGAGAACGACCUCCGAAGAGGCGGUCGGCGGAGAGUACGACCACUCAACAAUAA
Ostertagia ostertagi is the source of this 198-nucleotide messenger RNA. NCBI's taxonomy places the organism in Eukaryota, Metazoa, Nematoda, Chromadorea, Rhabditida, Trichostrongylidae. The record is from the annotation of a GenBank genome assembly.